Molecule: messenger RNA, 3425 nt
Organism: Oryzias latipes (Japanese medaka)
Lineage: Eukaryota; Metazoa; Chordata; Actinopteri; Beloniformes; Adrianichthyidae
Gene: adora2aa
Product: adenosine A2a receptor a
Biological process (GO): G protein-coupled adenosine receptor signaling pathway; adenylate cyclase-activating G protein-coupled receptor signaling pathway
Cellular component (GO): plasma membrane
Molecular function (GO): G protein-coupled adenosine receptor activity
Source: RefSeq, a predicted model, not a curated record
GAGGUGUGUUGGGGAGGGGGCGUCUGUCGUGCCUGCAGUCAUUCACUGCUGCACUUUUUUUUUUGUUUUCUUUCUUUGGGGCCGGAUGCGCCGAUCAGAGUCUCGGUGGGGGGGGCAGCGGGUGUUUGUCCUCGUUUUCCCCGGACGUGCGGCUCGUCACUGCCGCUUUUUUUUUUUUUUUUUUUUUUUUUUAACCUGCUGCUUUCUGAAUUCUGUGCGGGUUUUCUGGUUUUCUUGGACGCAGUUCUUUUCCGAUCUCCACUUGAAGCGCUUGCCUCUAUUUCCCUUAAACCGGAGCUUCACACCUGGAAGCAGAGUCAUGUCCCCCUGAUGUGCUUUGCUGGCAUCAUCUCAGCUUUUCAAGGAGUUCAUGGGAAAGCAGCGUUGAAGGGAAGAAGCUUCUGGAAGAGGGAUUCUGGCCUGUGAAGCAGCUCUUGUGUUGAGACUGUUUGUAGGGAGUCUGGUGGAUGUUUGUGGAGGGUCUGGAGGUGAGGAGUCUUGGCAGCUGGAAGGCUGCAGAGAUGGACGUUGAGAGGUUUCCUCCCUCUUCAUCCGUGACCUCCCUGCUCAUCUCACCAUGCCAGAAGACCCCGUCGCCUCAUCCCUGUACAUCGUCCUGGAGCUGCUGAUCGCCGUGUUCUCUGUUCUGGGGAAUGUGCUGGUCUGCUGGGCGGUGUUCCUCAACAGUAACCUGCAGAGCAUCACCAACUUCUUUGUGGUGUCCCUGGCGGUGGCUGACAUCGCUGUGGGAGUGCUGGCCAUCCCCUUUGCCAUCGUCAUCAGCACCGGCUUCUGCUCCAACUUCUACGGCUGCCUGUUCAUCGCGUGCUUCGUCUUGGUUCUCACACAGAACUCCAUCUUCAGCCUCCUCGCCAUCGCCAUAGACCGCUACAUCGCAAUCAAGAUACCACUCAGGUACAACAGUUUGGUGACAAGCCAGCGGGCUCGAGGAAUCAUCGCCAUCUGCUGGGCUUUGUCCAUCGUCAUCGGUCUGACGCCCAUGAUGGGCUGGCACAGGCUCCCAAAGAGUGCCAACGGCACCUGCCCGUCCGGCCUGAUGCACUGCCUGUUUGAGGACGUGGUCGACAUGGAGUACAUGGUCUACUUUAACUUUUUUGCCUGUGUCCUGAUCCCCCUGGUUCUGAUGCUGGCCAUCUACCUGUGCAUCUUCAUGGCAGCACGGCAUCAGCUCAAGCUGAUGGAGGUGAAAGCCCUCCACGGAGAGAAGUCGCGCUCUACUCUGCAGAAAGAAGUCCAGGCUGCCAAGUCCUUGGCCAUUAUCGUGGGUCUGUUUGCAGUCUGCUGGCUGCCCCUGCACAUCAUCAACUGCUUCACCCUCUUCUGUCCUCACUGCCACCGCCCUCAUCUGGCGAUCCUGUACGUGGCGAUCAUCCUCUCUCAUGCCAACUCGGUCAUCAACCCCUUUAUCUACGCCUACCGCAUCCGCGAGUUUCGGAAAACAUUCCGAAAGAUCAUCCGGCGCCACAUCCUGGGCCAGCAGCAGUCGCUGGAGAACAGCUGGAGCGAGCACAACUCCACUCACAACAGCAUCACAGACUCCAUCAGAUUCAAGGCCAACAGCUUUGACCUCCUCAAAGAGCACAGUGGCAGCAAGAACUCUCCGUGCUGCGCCACACAGACGUCUCCUGUAGGGGGCGGUCUGGUAUCCGUGUCACACCUCCCUCUGUCUUUUGUCAUGUCUCACUGUUCUAGUCCCUGUGCGGUGCCGGCCCUCUCUCAGACUGAGGUUCCUCUGAUCCAUCAUUCACAGCUCGAAGAGCAAGAUCAGGACGGUGCUGAUCCAGAGGUUCUGAAACAGAACCUCAGCUCGGCCCAGGUCUCGUCACUGUUCAGCAGACAAAGCAGCAAGAGCUGCUUCUGUGAGCCGGACAGGUUGUCCUGACACCCCCCCAAUCCAGGAGCUUUGCUAGAAAACAUCUGCUCAGGGUCUGAAAACCAAAGUAAGUUGGAAGAGUCCAUGAGAUACCAUGAAAACUCACAUCCAAGCUUCAAGGAAAUGCCCCCAUUAGUAUUUACACACUGUUGCGUAGAGUCUGAAAUCACUGCUUGUGGUCCAGAGAGCUGAACAUGUUAAAGAAGGCCGAUGCACACACUCAUCCUUUUUUUUAAACAUCAGCAUGUUUAAAUGUACUUUUUAUUUCAUUUUUUUUUGUCAGAAUGUGACGAUGCAUAUUCUUCUCUGACUUUGCACUGCUGUGAGGAGGAAGAAUGUAGACGCUUUAUUGUAGUUCCGCUCUGCAGUGAUCAUAAAAAUCAGUAGCUGUGGGAACAGCAGGCUUUUGUGAAAUAUAUGAGAUCUGAAAGUCCAUGAAACUGUGUCAAAUAUCCUGGUUCCCCAUGCAGGAGAUGAAUCCCCGAAGUGGUUUGGCUAUAUUUGGAAUCCAUUAUCAUGGCAGCUUUUGUCUCAACUCCCCUGUGGGUUCAAGUUGUUAAGCGUUUAGCGGCGACUUGUCUCUGAAACCUUUCUUUUGGAUUCUUUGUUCUUAUUCAGUUUGAGUAAAGCUGUAAAAAUCUUCUUUAGAGUACAGAAACAUCUAUUAAAGCUGAACAUCAAGGGAAUAAAAACCCACCUUUAACAAAAAAGUCAAGAUGAAUCUUUGAGAGAAAAAAUCUAAGUUGCCAAGAAAAGUAUAACCGACUGCCAUAAUAAAUGAAAGCCACAGUUGUAUUUUUCAAAGGACUGGAACUUUGACAAGAACUUUGGGUGAGACAUUAGCAAAUAGGGUAAAAAGAAAAAGAAAAUCUUUGCAAAAUGGAGAAAAAUCGGAUCAUGUUUGACCAAUUUGGAUUUAAUUAAAAAAAAUGAUUAGUUGCUAUACCAAUUAAUUUAAGCUAGAUGUAUUUAUUUGUUGUUAUUUGAAUAUUUAUAUUUGUUGUAUCUGCAGUCUACACUAAAACUCUGCUGAUGUUUCCCAAAGUGAGAUCUCUAAAGCCUGUGAGCAACUGUCAGGUUCCUUUCAUCAUCACUGUAACUUUGAGAAAGUUCUCCCAUUCAAUUCAUAGAAAGACGUGAAAUCUGGACCUUUUCACAACUUUAAUUGGUAAAGUAUAAAUUAUAUAAAUGUUAAUGUUUUUGACCUCCUCCCUUUAAAAUUUCAACAUUUUAUCAAACUAAUGGUAAAAGUAAAAAAAAAAAUCCACUAUAAACAUAAUAAACCAGAGAACAAAAACCACCUUCCACACUUUAUCGUCAAAUGAACACGUCUUUUGAUUUCACGUCAAACAUGUCAAUAUUUCUAUUUAACAUUGUUCUGGUAGAUUCUUGAGGAUCAGUUUCUUUUGGUACCUUUGAAGUGAAGUUUUCAUGUGUAUUCAUUUUGCUCAGGAAAGGUUUUUGAUAUGAAAUGGUAAUAUUGUUAAAAUCAUAUCUGUAUGAAUAAUAAAACGUAUCAAACUGGGAAGUC